AAAUGAAAAAUGAAAGUAAAACAAAAUUACCAGGGUGGGGUUUUGUAAUUUAUAGUUUUUGAAUAGGACUUGUGUGAUUUUUUGUUUUAUUAGUGCAUAUAUGCAAUUUUAGUAUCAAUGAUAUUUUCGUAUAUGAUAUUUUCCAUGUAUUGUUUCAAAUGAGUGCAAAAGAUUUGUUAUCGACUGAGAGUGACGAAUUUGAGGUUAGCGAAUAUAAUUUGUGACAGAUCGCGAAUCUUUUGGUUAACAUUCGAUUUUGUGUAAAUCGUGUAGUGAUACAAGUAGUUUACAUGAAAUUAGUGAAUUCAUAAAUGAAUCGAUCUGCACAUUGCACGGAUGAACAAUGAAAAAGCUACCACAUCUCAUCGAAGUGUGACAAAAAGUAAAUUUUGGGGAAUUGAAAAUCGGCAGCCAUUUUAUUUUCACAGCCCGUAAUUUUGAGAUGUCAGCAUAGCGGCUUUAAUAGAUGUGAUGGCGCCUGUGCCCCGACCAGGCAGCCUGAGAGAUCCAGAUAUAGCCGAUCUGUUCUUUAAGGUCGACCCCGAGAAAAUUUUUGAGGAUUUACGUGAAAUUGGCCAUGGUAGCUUCGGGGCAGUCUACUAUGCCAGAUGCCUGGUAUCCAGGGAAAUCGUGGCCAUCAAGAAGAUGUCCUAUCUGGGCAAGCAGAGCAUGGAGAAGUGGCAAGAUAUCGUGAAAGAAAUAAGAUUUCUAAAACAAUUGAACCAUCCAAACACCAUAGAAUACAAGGGAUGUUAUUUGAGAGACAGCACAGCAUGGUUGGUAAUGGAAUACUGCCUGGGUUCUGCCUCCGAUAUAAUAGAAGUUCAUAAGCGUCCUUUAAAAGAAGAAGAAAUUGCUGCCAUUUGUGAUGGUGUCGUACAUGGGCUGAGUUAUUUACAUGAACUAGGCAGAAUUCAUCGCGAUGUCAAGGCAGGAAACAUUUUAUUGACAGAAAAUGGCACUGUUAAACUUGCUGAUUUCGGUAGUGCUUCCAUCAAGUGUCCUGCAAAUUCAUUUGUUGGAACUCCUUAUUGGAUGGCUCCAGAGGUCAUUUUGGCAAUGGAUGAGGGUCAGUAUGAUGGGAAAGUGGAUGUUUGGUCAUUGGGCAUCACUUGUAUCGAAUUAGCCGAAAGAAAACCACCAUACUUCAAUAUGAAUGCGAUGUCGGCUCUUUACCAUAUUGCUCAAAACGAUUCACCGUCUUUGUCUUCUCCAGAAUGGACGGAUGUCUUCAAACACUUUGUAGAAGCUUGUUUACAGAAACUACCUGCACAGCGUCCAAACUCUUCAAGACUACGGACUCAUCAGUUUGUGACAAAGAGCCGUUCGCCUAAUGUUCUGAUAGAUUUGAUACAACGUACCAAGGAUGCAGUUAGAGAUCUGGAUAAUUUAAAUUAUAGGAAGAUGAAGAAGAUAUUGAUGGUAGAAAACUUUGAAAACGAGAGCACCAUUGAUGUUGAUGAUACUCCAGACGAGCACACAGGCGCUGAUAGCUCGAAAAGUAACUCUGUUACCUCAGAACAAAGUGUUCAUUCCGUAGGGGUGUCUGCCAGUAGUCAAUCUAGUAGUACUAAUAGUUUACCAGCAGGUGGGGAUGACAGGAGACAUAGACCAAUUAAUCAUCCAGCUGCAGCGGCAGUAUCUGAUCACGGAACAAAUAAUUUUGCUACUAUCAGAACUACAAGUAUCGUUACCAAGCAGCAGAAAGAGCACAUGCAGGAGGAGAUGCAUGAACAAAUGUCAGGCUACAAACGAAUGCGCAGGGAGCAUCAAAGUGCCUUGUUGAAGCUCGAAGAGAGAUGCAAGAUGGAGAUGGAAAGUCACAAAAAUCAACUCGACAAAGAGUACGAAGUUCUUUUGCAGAAUUUCAGCAAGGAACUCGAAAGGCAACAGGUGAAACAUCUACAGGAAUUGGAACGCAAGCAGAAGCAGAAUUUAGCUGCGGAGAAAAAACUGAUGAAAGACAUAACCGGUAGGCAGGAGAUGGAUAAAAAAGCUUUUGACGCUCAUAGAAAGAAAGAAUAUAAAGCGAGCAAGGAAAGGUGGAAAAGGGAACUUUCUCAAGAUGAUUCGACGCCAAAACGACAAAAAGAUGCGACCUUACAAACUCACAAAGACAACUUGAAAUUAGUCGAUGCUCAAGAAGAGCAGAGGUUGCUCCGCUGUCAAAAGGAAUAUCUGGAAUUGGAAGUUCGUAAAUUCCGAAGAAAAAAACUUCUCUCUUAUCAUCAGCUGGAACAAGACUUGUUGCGGCAAGAGUUGAAUAAGAGGCAACAUCAGUUGGAACAGGCACACUCUAUGUUGCUGAGACAUCACGAGAAGACCCAGGAAUUGGAAUACCGCCAGCAGAAGGCUGUUCAUGCUCUGAGAGAAGAACAGGUCAGAAACCAACAUGAUACUGAAUUGGCCAACCAGUCGGAGUACAUGAAACGUACUGAACGUGAAAUGAGAAAGAAGCAUGCUCUGGAACUCAAGCAGCAACCGAAAUCACUAAAACAAAAAGAAAUGUUGGUACGCAAGCAAUUCAGAGAAACAUGCAAGGUGCAGACGAAGCAGUACAAGGCACUGAAAGCUCAAAUACUCCUAAACACUCCGAAGGAAAGUCAGAAAACAGUUAUAAAAAAGUUAAAGGAGGAACAAAGGCGGAAAUUGGCUCUGUUGGGAGAUCAGUAUGAGCAGAGCAUAGCUGAAAUGCUGCAGAAGCAGUGCAUAAAGUUGGAUGAGACUCAAGAGAACGAGUGUUACCAGAUGAACGAGCGUUUGCGCUACGAAUGGGAAAUCUUAAUAGCAUACCAAAGUAAGAACAAGAUGCACGCCCAAACUCAGAGAGACCGUGAAAAGAAUGAACUUCAGGAACGUGUUUCCGUCAGGAAGUCGCUUUUGGAACAAAAGAUGACUGCGGAAAACCAACGGUUUGUUGAGGAACGUGGCGAAAGGAUAAGAAUUCUCCAUGAAAGACAAGGAAGGGAGCUUGAAAGUUUCGAUGAGGAAUCGAUAAGGCUAGGAUUCAGUGCAUUAGCUAUUGCUGAAAUGUCGCUGGCUAUGAACGACCUGUCGAGAGAUAGCUAUGAGGAUGAUACGAGUCUCUCAGGAUCGAUGUUGAGUCUGGCUCAUUCCAAUAGUUCGACGAGUUUUCCGCCUAAUUCGGUUUAGUAAAUGCAAUAUUAUUGAUUGAUGAACACCAAAUUUCAUUGAGUAAGAGUUUACACAGUUCUGAAUCUUAUUUAGUAUUUGAAAUAUAUUCAGUUAUUUGAUCGGUUUAGGAAAAAUUGUUUCGAGUUGAUUGAUUAUCAAUAUUCUGAAGUGAUACCAAAUUUGUACCUUGAUAAUUAUUAUUAUUUCUACUUUAUUUAUUUAUGACAGUUUAGCAAUUGGUAGAUUAGUUUGUUAUUUUUGUACUAAAUUAAUGAAUAAAUAGGACAAAUACAGUUGCGUAGAUGAGCUUCUAUCUCAAAACAUUGACAAAAUCAAAAGUAUCAAGCAUACCAGUAAGUAUUUAGUCAAUUACAUUUAGGUUAUUGUUAGGUAAAAGAGGUUUGCCAGUAUAUAGAUUUACUGAAGUGUAAUUACUAUAUAAACUCAGUAUCUUUAUAGAUGUUUUUAUUUGCCAUAUAUUCAUUCCAUACAUUUCGUUCAAAGAUGAAGUCAUUUUUUUCAUUCGGAUAAAUACUGCUUUGAAGUAAUUCAAAAUUUUAGGGGACUUUUUUUCCUGACAACAAUUUACACAAAUAUCACCUAUUUGGUGAGUUUUUCAUGAGUUUGCUGCCGGCAAUUGAUAAUUCAACCAGAAUCCUAUGUUGUUCUGUCUUAUAUUCAUUGAAAUCAAUUGAGAAUAAAUACUCAUUUGUUGUUUUUUUAAUAUCUCUGAUAUAUUAGAAUGUAAGCCGGUUUAUGUCUCCUUUUCUAUAGAAGAGGUCAAACUGAAUGGUGGUAUGAGAUAUUUGAAAAUGGAAAAAAAUUUGUUAGACAGAUUUCAUUUGGUGUAACUCCUACGAAUUGUUCUACUGUUCUUAAGAAUCAGUUUAUAAAAAAACAGUUGAAAUGCAUAAGGUAAAUCUUGCUUGAAUUUUUUUAUUUGAAGUGUUGAAAUAUUUUGCAGCACAUUUUUUGCUGACCUAGUUGGCAUUCUUAAAAAUUAAUGUGUUGAGAGUAUUUUUGUUAUGAUAAAAAGUUAUUUUGUUAAAAUUGUUCUACAUCCGUAGGUUUGUGUUAUGUCUCUCAACUAUUGGUACACACUGAAUAAUUUAUUUUAUCAAUAGAAACUUCAGUUUAUUUGAUCAAAGAAUAUAUGUCUACAUUGUUACGCCAACUUUUGCCGCCAUAGAGAUGUGACCGUCAGUCUUGAAGUUAAUGUUUAGUUUUCAUUUUGUCUUUUGCAAAUUGGCAGCUGGAGUCACAUUAUUUCUACCAUAUUAGAUUAACAGGAAUUAGGGAAUGUUUGACAACACAUAGUCCAUGUCUAAUUGAAAAUUUGAAAAAGAUGCAGAAGUUUCUCAUUGUCCAAAUUUUGUGAUUUGGGGUAGAAUAAACUUUACGGGUGCAACCAAAAUGAAGAUUCUACUUUAUAAUGUCUUUGGAAGGUGCUAAGAAUUGCAUAUUGAUGGGUAGUGCCCCGUUAAUGAAUAAAAAACAUUUCAAAACCAUGUCUCAUUUUUGAAAGACGAGUUCCUUAACAAGCUCUAACGAUUUAUGGCAUGAAUUAAUUCAAAUAUUCCCCAAGAUUAAUUAUAAUUGGAUAAAAAUGUUGAAUAGUCAUUUUUUUGCAAAAGGGCCUGAACUAUGUGAUAUUUUUUCGUGAAAUUCUGUUCAUGAUUACUUUUUUGGUUCAAUGAAAUUUGGUAUUUGCCAUUCAGUAAUAUACUAAGUGGGAUUAUAAUAAUGAUGGUUUGGAAAAUGUACAUAUUCAUCUAGUUCGUUAAUUUUACCAUUGUAACUGAAAAAUUCCCCUUUUUAUACAUAAACUCUUCCAUUUAAUGACCGUGUUCUUUAAGUUAGUUUCAUAUAAUUUUUUGAUUACUAUUCUGUUAGCCACCAGGAACAUGACUUUUUGCAUUGAAAAUAUAUUUAACCCCGUGAAUAUUCCAAGAGGGUGAAUUAAUAAGUCAUGAUGCAAGUGAAUGAACAUUUUUAUUGGGUUAUUGAUUUUGAAGACAAAUUUUCGUUAUUUAGCAAAACUACUUGCUGAUUGUUUAUUUUCAUGACAUUUUAGUAGGCUCAAUAUUCAAUUCUCAAAGAUGUGCGGGUGAAGAAAACGUCAAUGACAUUUCAAAAAAACUAUUUUAACCAAAGCCAAAAUUUUGAAGUGAAAUCCAUUUAAACACUUCACGUUUCAUUUUAUAAAAAAAACAAUUGUUUUCCAAUCAGAUCAUUAAUAUUCACUUUCUGCAGCCGUUUAUUUAGUUUUGACUAAUCUUUGGUUCUAUCUUCAACAUGGCUUUCUUGAAAAAACUUUGUUUGUUAGAGAUUUGAAAUUGCUUUUUUGCAGCUCAAUUUUUAAUUAAGAAGUACUGAAGUUUGGUUUUCGAAAAAUGUAGCAUCUAAAAUCUCAGUAAUGAAAUUGAAUAAUGAAAAUUUUUGAUUCCUCAAUCAAUACACCUGGUCAAGAUGUAUCAUACUUUGUUUCCUGAGGAUUAACACAGUAUUUUAGACUGGUUUCCAUUUAGGUGAAUGAUUAGGAAGUUCAUUUGAAUUUUGUGAACAUUAUUCAAUACUUUAAACUAUAAUUUUAAUAAUUAAGAUAAGAUAGUUUAUAUUAGACAUUUACUAAAUUAAAAGACUAAUUGUACCAAAAAUUUUGGUAAUACGCUUAUAUAAAAAAUUAAUAUUGCUGAAAAUGUGUAUUGUGGUAAAUAGGAAAAGAAAACGAACUUUACAUUUAAGUUUAUCGAUAGAGAUCUUAAAGUUUGACAAUUUUGGUCUGUUGAGACGGAUUUUAACAACGAUUAACAUCGUAUUCAUCAUUAGUGAUCUGAAUAUUUAAAAAAAUAGGCAUCUGCAUAACAUUACUUUAUUGCAAACUACGAAAGAUCGUAAUAGCAAUAUUAUGGACAAUGUUUCCUGGUUAAAUUAGCUGAAACUGUACAAACUUAAUUUUCUCAUUUUCUAAUUUUUAAUUUUAAUGAAAUAAUAACCUAAAAUUGAGAACUAGUACAUUCUGCCCGUGAUAACUUUUGCUCUAAGGGUAAUUUAUAGUGUUUCAGACAAUUUAACUGGCAUUUUCCAUAAGUAUACAAUGGGAUCCUUCCAAGGAAUCAAAAGUAUUGCCCUUUUUCGUCUUUACACACAAAAUUUCAACCGUGGUUUUAAGAUCUCUACGCUUGAUUUAAUUUUGUAAAUAUUUCAUAUUGUUUCUGGUCUUGAAACAAUUGUUGAAAAUGUUUCGUCUGUUGUGCUUUAAAUUUUCCUUUUUUCUGGUAAAAAAUGGAUUAUUUGUUUUGCAGUUCUGAAAUCUUUGAAUUUGAUUUGGUACGAUAUAAACAUAUAGCAAUGUAUCUAGAUUUGAUAACUAGACUUGUGGCUACUUGAAACCAAUUCAGACAAUUAUGUUGAAUGUCAAUAUACUGGCUGUCUCUUUAGGAAAAAAAAUUGUUGCAAUAUUUUAGAUAGCGUACAGUCGAUGGUUUUGGACUUGUUUUCUUGAUAACCUUCAAUUAUUCAGGUAAUGAUGAUAUGAAUUCAUAUAAAAACCUUGGAAAAACUUUAAACCACAUAAAAAAUGUUUACGAAUUACUUCCAAAUACUGAGAAUAUAAUUUUUCUUCGUUCAGGCUUGUGCCUAAUAUCGAUUUUUAUUUGUAUCCCACUCAUUUAUUUACUCUGAUCAAUAAUUUGAAGCUAAAAUUCAUCGGUCGGAUACAUGAUUCUUCCAAGGGAAAAUGUCGAAAAAAAUUCAGGAACCCAGAAAAGUUGAAAUUUUUUUGAGAAAAACCUUAUUGACCUUUGAAUAUAUAUUCAUUUCAGAAAUUGGUUAAUUUUGUUAGACGCUAAGUGAAGAAUGAAUGUGAUGUUGCCAAAUUCUUUGCGACUUCCUCAUCCAGUACGAAAGCAUAUUCCAAUAACAAUUGUAGGAUUUUCAAAUGCAUUAAGUAUUGCCAACAUUACCAUGGGCCUUAGGUAAAUGAACUCAAUAAUGUUCAGUGUCAUUAGCUGAUGACAGGUGAAUUUUAAUGAAAAUAUUUUGUAUGAUGUGACAAUGUCUUGAGUAUGUUCAUAAAAAGGUCCCUAUUCACGUAUUCAGGAUACGAAAAUUCAAAUCAUUUUCUAAAUUGUUCAAAUAGUGACGAUGGCGGCCAGUUUUAACGUCCGAGUGUAAUUGAACAUGAUUCUUCAUUCUAUCAAUUUAAAAUAUUUCCACAAGUAAUAUCGAAUUUUUAUCACCAAAAGAUAUAUCUCCUGAACUUUUUUGACAUUUUCUACCAAAAUUCUUUACUAGGUGAUGAAAAUACUUUUAUUUUUGCUUGAGCUCAAAUAAUCUUAAAUUAUCUGUAGAAUGGGAGUGUGUUUUAAUAGUAACUUCUUAAUUCAUUAAAUUGAAUAUCAUUUGGCCUGUUACCUUCAAGGAUUUGUAGUGGCAGUUUUAGCAAGUUAAUCUUGACAAACUUUGGGUAGCUCAUCACAAGUUUGUGAAUAUUAUUCUCCUGAAUUUUGAAGACUACAAAUUAUAAAUAUAUAUUUAUCAUGAAAUACAUGAAAAUCAAUGAAAAUUGCUUCAGAUUUCUGUCAAUAGUCGAAUCAUUUAGUGAUUCAGUAGUUCACAAAUUGAAACGCAAGAAAUAUCUGGACAUGGUAUUAAAUCUUCACUUUUAUCUUAAUGAAUGAAUGGAAACGGAAUAUUUUAAACCAGUUAAAGUAAGAUUAUAGAUGACUGUCGCCAAAAUAUUGUUAUUGUAUAUAUCGUUGUCGUUGCCUAUAUUUUAAAAUUGUAUAAAUUUGUAUUUUUUUUUCUUAUAUUAUGUUCAUGUAUUGUAUAAAAUGAUUUAAACCUUUUUCAUUAAAACUUAUUAGCAGUAUUUAUUAUUUAAAAAAUAGUAGAUUUAUUGUAAAUAAUAUUUGUUGAAAACUUCUUCUGUCAAAGUUUUUAUUAUAGUUUUUUUAACUUGAAUUAUAGUUUUCAGCUCCA
Messenger RNA from Leptinotarsa decemlineata (Colorado potato beetle), 8118 nucleotides. It is a transcript of the gene Tao, whose product is annotated as Serine/threonine-protein kinase Tao. Gene Ontology annotation, cellular component: cytoplasm. Gene Ontology annotation, biological process: protein phosphorylation. NCBI's taxonomy places the organism in Eukaryota, Metazoa, Arthropoda, Insecta, Coleoptera, Chrysomelidae. Gene Ontology annotation, molecular function: ATP binding; protein serine/threonine kinase activity. The record is from RefSeq and is a predicted model, not a curated record.